UUUUGGUAGCUAUGUACCCAUUUUUUCAUCCUUUGAAAAUUUCGUUGAAUGUGGCAGGCGUAUCGUAAAAAUUCACUGUCGUGGUAUUUUCAUAACGCGCCUAAGAAAGUUUAGCUUUUUAAAAAAAAAUAUAUCUUGCCAACACAUUCGCUGCUGAAUGGAACUAUUAUAGAUAGAUGAAGCCAUGCCUUGUAGCCAAAUGCCAUUGGAGCAGUUGGAGCCAAAGACAGCAGUUGUAGCCAAAGACAUUUAGAGACGUAUCCUAUCGUAUCCUGCGAACGAUCGUAUCCUCCUGAGUUUAAUGUUCGUGUUAAUGUAUAUCAUUUUCCGUUAAAUAGUCAAGUCUGUAGCAGGCGCGUAGAAACCGGGGGGGGGGGGGGGGGGGGGGCGAUCCAGGCGACUGCCCGGCCAUAACAUUUCAUGGCCGGGCAAAGUGAUGGUUUUGCCCGGCCAUUGAAUUAGAUGAACAAGAGGCAUUGUCUUCGUUGCAAUGCUAAGUGGUUUUGUGGGAUUUUCUUGUCUAUGCGUUACUUUAUUCUUAAAAUAAAUUACGACUUUUCGAUAGGUGUACAGACACAAUAAAUACGCAACUGUUCCUGUUUUAUUCUAAAUAUUCACGUUUCACAGUGCUGAUAGCGGAAAUAUUAUUGUGGGAUAUAAGACCAGUAAAUGUUUCCGCUCGUUGCAGUAGCUUACGCUCCGUUUUUGUCCACCCUUGUCUACCUGACCUUCAGACCCUUGCAUUCACCCCGCCUCGUUUUUAUCUAACGGUAACGACCUGACGUGCAGAGCGCUUUCCACAUCAGUUAUCAUUCAACAGCUGUACGUCUUGCUUAAGUCCAAGAAACUUUGUGAGCCGUACUACAGAACUGUUUAAAAUAAACUUAUUUAUCUGAAGUAUCGUGAGUGAGUAGUGCGGAAUGGCAGUCAUGAAAAAAGAAAACAGCAUCAACGGUUGUUGAAGAAAAAGAAUCAACUUUUUCUUCAACAACCGUUCUGCACAGUCCUGCAGUUCAUCACAACCACCGCCUAAAAAGCAGUUCACAUUAGGCUGUAAUGCCUGUGAAGAAUGCUACAAUGAUGGCGCGGAAUUGUAAAAACAGUGUUAAUUGCUCGUGCUCAAAACUUAAAAUCUUGAUGGAUCAUAACUGCGGUAAGUGUUCAAAAAUUGUAAAAAAUGGUAUAUUUUGUGAGAACUGUGAUCUAUGGUACCAUUUUAUAAAAUGCAGUAAUGUGGAUCCUGAAAACAUUCCAAAAGAAGAAUGGAAAUGUCAGAAGUGCACGGCAAAAAAUGGCGGCGUAAUUAGUGAUAAUGAACAAAUGUUUCACGCAAAGAAUAUUUUAACUGAUAGUGUCAUGUUAAGUGAGUUACAAACAGCGAUUACAGAAUUAACGAAGGAAAAUAAAGUGCUUCAAAACACUACAAAGAUGUUGUGUGAAGAAAUCAAAUUAAGAGCAACUAACCAACAUGUAUCUAGCCACGAGAAUAACAAAGAAGUACAAAUGGUCAUUACACAGUUGCGUGAAGAAAACAAAUCAUUACAGGAAAUAAUUAAAUUAUUGCAGCAAGACAUUGAAAAUGUACGAAAUAUAAAUAGGCACACUAAUGAAGAAAACAAUAGUUCAGGUAGUUUUGCGUGGUCAACAGUGGUUAAGGGAAAACUCCGACAUGAUCCUACUCAUCAGAGGAUUGAAAUACCGACAAAUAAUAAAUACAGCAUUUUGCAAACUUCUAACGGAUGCGAACCUGGACAGCAAUAUAGAGCAAGGGGCUGGAAAAAUGUUAUGCAAAGAUCGACCAUAUGUGAAAGUAAUUUGGUAAAUGUAAACAUAAACACCACAGACGCAAAACAGAGAAAUGCCCUGGCCAAAAGGAAGAGAAAAAUAUUGUUAUUCUCGGACAGCCAAGGAAGAGGUUUAGCGGCAGAAGUUAAAUCACAGUGCCAUCAGGACACAGAUGUUUUUGGCAUGGUAAAGCCAAGUGGAUGUUUUGCAGAAGUUACUAAGCAUGCCACAGAAAACUCAAGAAAUCUCACUAAUGAAGACCUUGUUGUGCUGUCUGCAGGAGGAAACGACGUAUAUAAAAACGAAGCUUCAGCAGCAGUGAUUAAAUUGAAACACCUAUUACUAAAUCUUUGCAACACGAGGGUAGCAGUCUGCAACAUACCAAGAAGGCAUGACCUCAAUGAAGAAUCAGUAAUCAAUCGUGAAAUAGAAAUUACAAAUAAGCGAUUACAAAAUUUUCGUUCAAAAUUCCAAUCCGUUUGUGUUAUUGAUGUAUUUAAUUUGCCAAGAGACUGCUUCACCAAACAUGGCUUACAUAUAAACUUAAAAGGUAAAGUACAUGUUGCCAAACAAAUUGUUAGUGUAUUGCAAUCCAAAAACAAUAUAAACAACGUGAUUCCAAUUGGUUAUGAUAUUGGUCCAAAAAACUAAAUUAUAUUAAUGCUCCACCAGCAGAUUGUUUUAUAAACCAAAAUAAUACUCUCCUGUGUAAUGCAUCUUAUGCUAAACUAAACAAUAAAUUCAUUAGUAGACAGAGUAUUUGUGGCAAACUCGCAAUUAUGCAUCAA
Molecule: messenger RNA, 2573 nt
Organism: Bacillus rossius redtenbacheri
Lineage: Eukaryota; Metazoa; Arthropoda; Insecta; Phasmatodea; Bacillidae
Exons: 1
Coding region: 1057-2436 (459 amino acids)
Source: RefSeq, a predicted model, not a curated record